AUGAUACCUGAGGCCACAAAUUUAUUGCAUGCAAUGCUGGUCAUGAAAGAACUUGAUGCAGCUCUAGCUAGAUUGCAGAAAGGCGACAAUAUUUCCCCAACCAAAUGUCGACCGGAAGAAAUUGUUGAUACAGUGGAGAAGCUACGGUGGAGGAUCUUAGAUGUUACAUCUCUUAUGCGAAGCUCUGUAACAUUCGUCAGCCUUGAGCAACCGGAAACUGCUGUUUCACGUUGGUCACGAGCUAAAAUUCGAGUUGCCAAGUUAGUAAAAGGUUUGUGCGUGGAUGAGAAGGCUCAAAAAUUAGUUCUCAAGUACUGGCUAGAAGCAAUUGAUCCAUGCCACCGCUACGGUGGAAAUUUACACCUUUAUUAUGUUGAAUGGCUCAAGAGCCAGAGCCCUCAGCCUUUCUUCUACUGGCUAGAUUUUGGAGAUGGUAGAGAAGUCUCACUCGAUCAGUGUCCAAGGAUUUCUCUGCAAGAUCAAUGCAUCCAAUAUCUUGGCCCGAAAGAGAGGGAAGCAUAUGAAGUAAUCAUAGAGUGUGGGAAGCUUGUGUACAUGCGAAGUGGUUGUCCUGUGGACACUCCUGAGGAUACUAAAUGGAUAUUUGUUCUGAGCACAAGAAGGAAAUUGUACGUAGGAGAGAAGAAAAAAGGCUUGUUUCAGCACUCGAGCUUUUUUGCAGGAGGGGCUACUAUUGCCGCUGGACGACUGAUUUCUUGUAAUGGAACCCUUCAGGUAAUUAAGCUUGCUAUAUGGUCGUACAGUGGCCAUUAUCGUCCACCGGAAGAGAAUUUCGUGGAGAUGAUUCGCUUCUUAGAGGGACAUCAUGUGGACUUGAGCCAUGUCAAGACAUUCCCUUUAGAUGACGACGUUCCUCCGCCACCGCCACCACCACCACGACGAAACGCUCCUCCAGAAGAGCGGCGAGAUUCAGAGACCGUCAGAACUCCUCCACGAAAAAAUCCGUCAACCGCCGAUAAUCCAUACGACGCUAACAAUCUCUAG
Coffea eugenioides is the source of this 1005-nucleotide messenger RNA. RefSeq names its product IQ domain-containing protein IQM1-like. The transcript is spliced from 8 exons. Lineage: Eukaryota; Viridiplantae; Streptophyta; Magnoliopsida; Gentianales; Rubiaceae. The record is from RefSeq and is a predicted model, not a curated record. Bases 1 to 1005 code for a protein of 334 amino acids.